GCCAACUGGAACAAAGAGAAAAUUGUUUCUACUCGUAUCUAGUUGCUCUUCCUGAAGUGUGGACGUCUUGUAUUCUGCAGCAUACACCUUUAUUGAUAUCUGACGGGCUAUACCAGCAACUAAACUAAUCUCUACAUCUGGUAACAUGCUCGGCUUGUAUAGGUACGGUUGAGGAUCUAGAACGUUCCGCAACAUUACAAUAGAUUCUAUUCAUAUAUUGAUUCAUGGAUGACUCAGCAUGACACAGCUAUUUCUAGAACAUUCUUGAAGGUCACACUACAUCCUCUCUUCUUUACAAAGACUGGAGAACAAUUAAUUGAGGAAAUCACGAGAAAUCACAUUGCCUAUUGCAGUCUAUUAAAUGUCUCUAAGGUUAUUUAAACAGAGCAAAGUCUUUAGACUUUGAGUUUGGCUUGACUUGUCUCUGUGAUCUUCUUACGCCCUGAAAUCGUGAGAUGGUUGAUUAUACAUGGGACCAGGGAGAGUAAGAUUUCAGGGGGAGGUGGAGGUUUCGUUCGAUUCUCGUAUUUCAUGUACGUGACAUAUUGUCGUCUCGCCUUAUUUUAGACAUUUAUGCCUUGUUUUAGAUGGUUUUAGACAGUUUGCGAGUAACUGUAGAUGUUUUUGAGGUGGUUGUAGGUGGUUGUUGAAGUUUUCGAGAUGGUUGUAGGUGGUUUUAGAUCGUUCCAUGUUUUAGUAAUUGCCAGGCAAACACGUAGUUGUCCAUUGCGCUUCUUCACAUAUACUGCACUGCUCACCCAGUCUGUUGGUUCAUCAACAUUCGCUAUGUGGCCUUUCUGCUCCAUUUCAUGAAGUUUCUUCUUGAGAUCGUCUCUCAGUGCGACAGGUACGGUUCUAGGCGCAUCUUGUUUCGGUACUGCUCCUUCUGUCAGUUCAAUCUUGUAAUUUCCAAUGUACCCUAGCCCAGUGAAUACAUGGUUGUGUUCUUGUAAAAUAUCAUCCUUGGUCAACCCUUUCACGUCGGAAACUGAGUUGACGAGUAAUUCUCUUUUAAUAGACAGGAGUUCCAACUCUUCACAUGUUUUUCUUGAUAACAGUGAACUUGGAGCAUCAACAAUCACUAAGAACUUUGCUCUGGUUAUUUUUCCUCCUAUCUGGAUGUCAAGGUAGACUUCACCCUUGGGAAACACACGUUUUCCAUUGUACGCUUUCAAAAUGCCACGACUUUUCUUCAAGUCUGGUCGGUUUAAAAUCUUUACAAAAUCUUCCAUUCUCAAACAAUUUGCCUCUGAUCCACUAUCAAUCUGCAUGGUCACCUCAAUCCAACUACUUGUCUGUCCACUUCUUAGCUGAGGUUGAAUCAUGUAUUUAGAACGGCUACUGUCAAUGACUGAAUACAUGCAGUAAACUUCACCAUCAGUGAUUGCCGGUUCGGCUUCUUCAAUUCGAUGAAUGCUCCUCGUAGGUUUCUUGGAAACGCUCUUCACAGGUUUCUGUGGUCUCCUUUGAGAUUCUUGAUCUCGACUUCUGCACAUCUUAGCAAAAUGGUUCUUCACGUUACACUUGCUGCAUUUUUUUCCGUGAGCCAGACACUCGCGCAAAUUGUGGUUCUUUCCACAAUAUUUACACUGUUUCACCGUUUCUACUCGUUGUGUAAAAUCUGGUUUCUUUCCUCUAUGCUUGACAGCGUGUACUAAAGUUUCUAUUUCUCCAUCAAUCUUUUUCAGUUGAUCGCUGGCUGUUUUUGCAGCUCUAAUUAUGUCUAAGGCUGUAUUGAGAGUGAGAGCCUUCUCACGGAGUAGUCGUUUUCUGACUUCAUGGCUUUUGAUUACAAUGACCAGUCUGUCUCGAAUCAGUUCGUCACACAGAGCGCCAUAAGCACAGGUUGACGCUAGCUUUCGCAGUCUGAUCAGGUAUUGAUCGAUGUUUUCAUUUUCUUGGUUGGCACUGUUGAACAGGUAACGCUCAAAAAUAAUAUUCCUCUGUGGUUCAAAAUGCUGCAUCAGGGCCUGCAAGAAACUAGAUUAACCCUUUAAUGCCCAAGAUCUAAAUGGUAUUUCUCCUUACUGUCCACCAUACAAUUCUUAUGAUGCUAGUUCUGAGAAUUUGGUACUGGAUCAACUAGAAAAAUCAUCAAACUUAUAUAUUUCUUUAUUCUCAUCAUCUGUCUGAUUGAUAUUGUAUUAAUUAAAGUUAAAGGGUUAAGGAUUUUCCCUUUGAACUUCACCCAGCCUUCUUGAUUUGAGAAAAGGAUUUGCAAUACCAUUAUUUUGACGUUUCUUUUGGGUUACUUUUUAGUUUUUUUUCUUUAUCUGAGAGUCUACACAUGGCCUAGGCACACUGCAAGGGUACAUUUCUUUAUACACCUUUUAAGCCUUUACACCCUAACAUCAACACGUACAUUCUCCAUUCUGUUCUAAAUAUAUUUCCCAAGGUGCUGACAAGGAGAAUUUGUUUAACAAUCAAGAGCUUCUGUAAUUUGUAAUCGUUUCCUUUAUUUUUGUAGCGGCCGCCUUUCUGUGUGAAAGGGGACGCGAGAAUGCAAAACUACGACUCAUCAGUCCGACAAAGCAAACAGCAUUUAUUUAAUCGAACAUCCACGGUUUGCGAGGAAUUACAGUCUGUAUAACACGGUAACAAAUCCAGAAAUGGCUGUAAGAACGGUUCCAAAGACGGCUGUCAAAGACUGUGAUGAACCGUAGUGAAAACCAAAGGGCUUCGGGUGAAGCUACAAAACACUGGCGAUGUUGUCACGUUCUUCUUUUUAGCACGAGGAGCUAACCAAGGUCCCGUAUAUGAGCUAAGGUACGACGGGAUAUGUCACGCAAUACGACUGAACGACUGAGAAGAGAAGACGUUACAAUUUUCAUUACCUUCAUGUGUGAUUCAGGGGUAAUAUUGUAAGGAGAAAUAAGAUACUAGUCACUCUUAAGGGUCAAAGGGUUCAAGAGCUUCUUCAUUUGGUGAUCAUUUCCUUUAUUCUUAUUACCUUAAUGUUUGAUUCAGGGGUGAUGUUGUAAGGAGAAAUUAGAUGCUUGGCCCCUCAUAGUGGUCAAAGAAUUAAGAAACUUUAUUUAGGCGUCAAACACUUCAAGCACUCUUUUCACAUACUAGGUGCGCUAUAAAUAUAUCAAUUUUAAGUUGUAACUAAACACAUAUUUUGCAUGUUCUGAUAUGGCAAAAUGGUUGUACUGUAGUGGAGGUUUUUAAGUUAAACUGCAAUGCUCCAGAUAUGAUGUAUUGAUUUCUUAUUGACUUAUUUAUUGACAAUUCAGAACUAAGCUGACUUAUCGAUUGAUUGGUUGCUGUAAUGAUUAGUUGGUGUAUGGAGUGAUUGAUCAGUGGACCAUUGGUUUGUGAACCAGAGGACACAAUACAUUGAUAUUCUCACAUAAGUAACCAAUAUUGAAAAGCCAUCAACCUCAAGAAAAAGUUUAUGAUCAUAUGUUUAGCUUUGAAAUGACUUCACCUCCAGUCUCACAUUUUCUAAAAGCAGCUGCAGGAGUUGAGAAAGGGGCUCAAAAACCAGGUAAGAUUCAGAUUUGAUUACUUUCCUCAUCUGUUCAUGUAGCCUGUGGAGCAGUGUAAUGCAGAAAUAUAUUUUGGUUGCUGGGUGCAUUUCAAUCAUGUUAAUGCCCAAAUAUUUUCAGGCCCCUCCUUCUUUUUGCAAUCUCUUUAAUUACAGUUAACCCAUGGAGAUAACUCUCUUAAUUGUUAGCUUAGUGCUAGUGUAUGUCUGUUAGUGCAAUGAAGGUGUUGCUAGUAAUCAGAUCCUUGUGAUCUUGUGCAAAGAUUGCUGGAGUCGCAACUGGGCAGACAUGGCAACUCACUAUGUAGAAAUGUAUGAACAAAAGUUGUUUUGACAUCCAAAAAAAACGAUUUUGGAGAGAGAUCAAUGCUAUUUCACGUCAGUGUUAUCAUAAAUGGAUAAAGAUAAUGUUGAUUUGAGGGAAGUGUAACCCAUCCAUUCAAGUUGUGUAUAAAGUUGCACCUCCUUCAAAUAAACUUCCUAACCCUAGUCUGACUCAUUUCUAUCAAAGGAGAAUAGUGCCUUUAACCCUUUAACCCCUGAGAGUGACUGGCUUCUGACUUCUCCUCGCAAUAUCACCCCUGGAUCAAAUGUAAAGGUCAUGAGAUUAUAAGAAAUGAUCACCAACUUACAUAGCUCCCAAAUGUCAAACAAAUUCUUCUUGUCGGUGCCAUAGUUUUUAAAAAGGGAAAAGUGUGGAGAGUUUGACACACCAAAGAGGUACAAAAAUUAAUUUAAAGGACCAUUUUAAUGUAUUACAUUAAAUAUCUCCUUGUAGGCCAUGAAGUUGAGGGCACAGUAACCCUCAAGCACAUUUACGAAAUUGCCAAAAUCAAGAAAGAGGACUCGUCGAUGAAGAAUGUGCCAUUGAGAAGUGUAUGUAGAUCUGUCAUUGCUUCAGCCAGGGGCAUGGGCAUUGAGGUUGUUCCUGGUAGAGAUGCAGAUACAUAACACACACCCAUCACUGAAACCUUAUCGACUAGUCAUGCAGUUGUUUGGGAAAUAUCUUGUGCAAAAUGGGAAAUAUAUCUUUGGAUCAUCUGAAGUACAUUGCAAAAGAAACUACCAAAAGAGGAAAUCUUGGUUUUUAUCAGAAUCAUGCUUUUGCAGGUGUUCAGUUAGUGUAAGAUGCAAUAAUAGUACUCAUGCAAAGUGAAAAGGAAGGCAAAAGUAGGAAUAAAUAAUCUCAGCUUUUGUCAAUCCCCUUUUUUUGUCUCAUUGUUUUGCAUCAACCUGCAUUUACCACUCAUCCUUUUUACUGACUAAUUGCCAGGAAUGGGCUAUUGAGGAAGUUGCAAAGGAUAGGAAACAAAUUUCAUGUACAUAGAAGAAUUUAUCUACCAUAAGUACAGUAUCCCAGUUUUAGCUUGAAAUUGUUGGAUUAUAAUGUUAGUAUCUGAGCAACUGCACCCCACCCCUCCCCUAACCCAAAAUUAACCCUAAAUUGUUAUCAGUUUUGUUGGGUUAGGGGAGGGGUGGGUGUGUUGUUGCUCAUAUACUGAAAUUAAUCCAGAUUGAUCAUCAAACAUGUAUGUGAACAGGCCACAGGUUAUUACCCAUAUAAGGAAUUCAACUAUUCCCCAUGUAGGAGAGAGAGCUUGGGUUUGAGGUUGUCGAGAAAUGCACACUUCUGUUCCAAAAUGAUAAGUUGCUGAAGUUUGAUGCAAAGUGAUCCUCCUAAAGAGAAUGUCAGAAUGAGACGAGUCGUCUCACCGAUUUGAAGUUCACAACUCCAGAUGGAACUUGGUUAUUUAAUAAAAUUAAUGUGGUAUUUUUGUUUCUUUGCUUUUUACCACGAUCGCCUUUGCCAGUGUAAAGUAGGAAAACUAUGUUAUAAAACUGUAUGAAAGGACCGCACUGCGAGGAUAUCAGCCCAAAGUCCAGUCUUUCAGAUAUUUUUGCAGUACGGUUCAGAGCACCCUUGGUUAAUAAGAGUUUAACCUCCUGACUCGAAUCUGUCUUUCGACGCAGUAAAUCUUUGCGUUUGUGACAUCAAAAAUAUCAAAUUUUUAUUCGAGACGCAAAACAAAUUAACCCAAAGCCAGAAAACCGG
Molecule: messenger RNA, 5543 nt
Organism: Pocillopora meandrina
Lineage: Eukaryota; Metazoa; Cnidaria; Anthozoa; Scleractinia; Pocilloporidae
Source: the annotation of a GenBank genome assembly